ACCUAGCAUGCUUUGCAUUUUCUGUCCCAUUUUUCCUGUGAUCCAUACCCCAUCAAUUUCCCAGCGGGGAAAUUUUAUAAACUUCCUUCCAAGUGCAGCCGUCUAUACAAAAACAGAGAGAGUGCCAUCCAACACAACAGCCUGUUGCUCGUACGCAUCCUUUGACUGGACCCGAGACCUUGAUAAGAAAACAUUAUGUCGGGAACACUAACUCUAUGUGUCUGCGACUACUGGAAACGGCGUCACUACUACAAACGCCUACCACUGGGCCCGUGCGCAGUCUCGACAACAGCUGAAGAAGUUGGGUCGGCUGCGGCACAUGAAGAAAAAAGGGAAUUGCGCCGCCUGCGGCUGCAGGUGGAUGCUAUAAAUGGCAACUAUUAUCUGCGAGAGUUUUUGCAGCAGCGGGUUCUGGCUGUGACGCUCCAGAACCAACACGGUGUGCAAUUAAUUUGGUUGGAACUCGAGCCACCGGAGCGGGAGACCAUUGAUUACAAGUUUGCCGACAUACUGGCCCACACCAUUUGGGAGCACAUCGAGGUGGAGAAUCUAAUGUCCUGGCUAUCCACCCUCGGCGGUGGCUUCUCAGCCCUAGGCGAGCAGUUCGGACGAUGCGCCGAAACGGCUGGCAAGAUCUCGCUGCAGCAGCUAAAGAUUGGUCUGCGGCUGGGCGAUCCCUUCCUACAGGCUCGCUGCAAGCUCUACUACAGUAUUUCGCUGAUACAGCGCGGCCAUUUGCGGGCGGCCAAGCAUCUGAUCCGGGAUCAGUAUCAGUUUGCAAGUGUCCAUCGGGAGAAGGAUCAGAGACUGGUGCGCAUGUGCCAGGGCAUUUGGCUGCGUCUACGAUACGAGUACGAGCAGCGGAAUCUGCGGCUGAAGCAGCCACCACCAUCCAAAACAGCAACACCAACCGCAAGGCAAUAGACCCCCUAGCCAAAAAAAAGAGAAGCUAAAAAAGAUACUCUACACUGUAAUCAAAA
This is a messenger RNA of Drosophila pseudoobscura, 980 nucleotides long. RefSeq lists its product as uncharacterized. The coding region runs from base 196 to 924 and encodes 242 amino acids. The transcript is spliced from 3 exons. The record is from RefSeq and is a predicted model, not a curated record. NCBI's taxonomy places the organism in Eukaryota, Metazoa, Arthropoda, Insecta, Diptera, Drosophilidae.